Ochotona curzoniae (black-lipped pika) is the source of this 2664-nucleotide messenger RNA. It is a transcript of the gene RELL2, whose product is annotated as RELT like 2. The record is from RefSeq and is a predicted model, not a curated record. NCBI's taxonomy places the organism in Eukaryota, Metazoa, Chordata, Mammalia, Lagomorpha, Ochotonidae. Bases 1312 to 2223 code for a protein of 303 amino acids. Gene Ontology annotation, biological process: positive regulation of p38MAPK cascade; positive regulation of cell-substrate adhesion. The transcript has 6 exons.
AGCCGGCUGCGUCCUGCGAGGCUCUGGGACUUGAGCAGCCGGGCUUGACCCAGGCAACGGGUGGCUUUCGUCCCAGGAUGCGAGAAACAUUUCUUUGCGGGCGGAGGUCAAAUCCUCGGGAAGCCAGGCCAUCCAUCCCGUCCCGCCACUUGCCCCAAACCGAGCACAGGCAAUGGUCACUGCUGUAGGAAGCCCUGAAGAUCCCGCCACGCCGCCCCUCUCAGGUGCAGAAAAGCCCGCUUCCCCCGGCCCACCGGGAAGACUCCCCUGCGUCCACUUAGCCAGGGCAUCUGAGGGCAGGAGCUGCGCCAGGCGUGCCGGAUAGGCCAGAGGCGAGCAGCCCCGCCUAACCUGCUGUCCCCCACCUGAACCCAGCCUCGGUGCCGCGUAUUAUCCCCCGGGGUGGGGGAGGUGGUCGGCGCAGUCACGCGCGCAUCCCACUUGCAGCUCACACGCGCGUAAGGCUCACGCUCUCCGCCCGGCACACCUGCGCUCCGCCCCUUGGUCCCUGGCGAGCCACGGGCGAAGGCAUUUGAGAACCCAGGGGAGGCUUGCAGGGGCUGCCCCAAUCUCCUCCCUUUCCCAGGGCCCGAGUUACCCAGAGCCUGCCGCGGCCAACCAGCCCGCAUCCCGGACAUCCUCCUCCCCCUCCCCCAACGCCAGCACCGCACCGGUAUCCGCAGCCACAGCCGGGAGCCGGUGAGGCGGUGAAGGGGGAGGGGGAGGAAUCAAGGGAUGAGCGCCGGGAGGGCGUCGGGGGCCUUGAGCCGGACUAGGACGCCCCUGGAGCCAGAAGCCGAGCCGGAAUCGGAACCAGAACCUAACCACCGGUACCGGGUGGGCCAGGUGGCCGAGGUGGGAGGGAUCGAAAAGGGAAGGGAAGGGUCCGGGAGUUCCAGGGGGGAGGCGGCUGCAGAGGCCUGGCUCAGGCUGGUGCGGAGAAGGUGCAGACACUGACUCGGGCGCGAUUUGUGCCACAGCUGCCUGAGCAUUCUGUCUCAUCUCGCACUGCAGUGUCCUUGGGAGGGAGGCUGGUGCAGGACGAGCUGGAAAGGGAAACAGCUUGGGCGUCGGGAUCGAGCCUGGACCAGGGAGGUGGCAGAGGGCUUGCACAGGCUUCCUGCCACGGGCGCUCUGGGCAAACCAGCACCUCUAGCCCGGACAGCUCCCUGGUCAGGAAUGGGGUGUGACAGGACCCCUGAGGCGUGCCCUUUUCAGAUCCUAAGAAUGGCAUUCCUCCCUUACCACUUUCCAGCUGCAGUCCCCUAAACCCAGGAGGCGCCCUGGCCCAAGCUCGCCCCCCAGGGCCUCAUGUCGGAACCACAGCCUGACCUGGAGCCGCCCCAGCAUGGGCUGUACAUGCUCUUCCUGCUGGUGCUGGUUUUCUUUCUCAUGGGCCUUGUGGGCUUCAUGAUCUGCCACGUGCUCAAGAAGAAAGGCUACCGCUGCCGCACGUCCAGGGGCUCCGAGCCUGACGACGCCCAGCUCCAGCCCCCCGAGGACGAUGACGUGAAUGAGGACACGGUGGAGAAGAUUGUUCGCUGCAUCAUCCAAAACGAAGCCAACGCAGAGGCUCUGAAGGAGAUGCUGGGGGACAGUGAGGGAGAAGGGACAGUGCAGCUGUCCAGUGUGGAUGCCACCUCCAGCCUGCAAGACGGAGCCCCCUCCCAUCACCACACGGUACACCUGGGCUCUUCUGCCCCUUGCAUCCACUGCAGCCGGAACAAGAGGCCUCCACUUGUCCGUCAGGGACGCUCCAAGGAAGGAAAGAGCCGCCCCCGGCCUGGGGAAACGACCGUGUUCUCUGUGGGCAGGUUCCGGGUGACACACAUUGAGAAGCGCUAUGGGCCACAUGAGCAUCGUGAUGGCUCGCCCCCAGACAGGAGUUGGGGUUCUGGUGGGGGGCAGGACCCAGGGGGUGGUCAGGGGUCUGGGGGAGGACAGCCCAGGGCAGGAACACCUGCCAUCGAGAGGCGGCCCGCCGAAGUAUCACAACCCCAGGCUCUAGCCAGCCCACCAGUGCAGAAUGGAAGACUCAGGGACAGUGGUCUCGUCCCUUGCACACUUGAAGGGAACCCUGGAGCCUCUGCACAGCCAGUACUGGGGACCAGAGGGAGGAGCCCAAACCCAGGGCUGCCAAGUCCAGAGGUAAAUGGACAGCCAAGCAAACCGGACCCCUCAGAUUGCCAAGUCUCUCUGCCACAGGGAGUAGGGGCUGUGUGAUGCCAAGUCAGGUAAUCUCAUCCUCCCGCCCCUACUGAAACCAUACAAGCCCUUGUGCCCCCGAGGGUGAAGUGCAGAUUUGGCCUCUGCUGCACACUCCUGGCUUUGCUCGUAGAGAGUGGGCAUAUACUCCAGGGAACAGGGCAGGUCCUGCAGCCCCCUGGGAAAAACUGGGCCAGAGCCCAAACAGGAGCAGCACCAUUACCCUUCCUCUCCCAAGCCUCUUCGUUCACCACUCUGACACUCUGACAGAGGACCAGCUGGAAGGGCCAAGGGGCAGGCGGGCACAAAGGCUUUUCCCUCCACUGGACAGCCAAGGAACAAGUGCUGCUUCCACUUGGACCUGAACGGCCUCAAGCUGGGGGACCUCAGGACAAGUCUCAUACCUCCCCAACCCCUCAGUCUCUUCCCAGUUCCCUGGCCCACCAGGCUGCCUGGCCC